Humulus lupulus (European hop) is the source of this 3191-nucleotide messenger RNA. RefSeq names its product pentatricopeptide repeat-containing protein At5g66520-like. The record is from RefSeq and is a predicted model, not a curated record. Bases 1 to 1947 code for a protein of 648 amino acids. Gene Ontology annotation, biological process: RNA modification. The transcript has a single exon. NCBI's taxonomy places the organism in Eukaryota, Viridiplantae, Streptophyta, Magnoliopsida, Rosales, Cannabaceae. Gene Ontology annotation, molecular function: RNA binding; protein binding; zinc ion binding.
AUGAAAGCGAUCACAACAAGACCCAAAUUCAAACAUUUUCCCUCGUUCCCUUUCUCUUCUUCAUCAACUACAUUGUCCGCCAUAACCAAACCAAGUCUUAUCAGAAUCCCUUUUGACCAUCCAAUCCCACAAACACUUUUUCAGCUACUAAAGCAGCGUCCUCGACUCCCUCAGCUUAAGCAAAUCCAUGGCAGAGUUUUCACCGUGGCACUUUCAUCUCACUCUUCUUUGACCACCUCUCUUAUUAACUGUUAUCUCUCUUUGAAGGACCUCAAUAGUGCUAGAACACUAUUUGAUGGCUACCCUUCUUCUUUGGCCCCCACUCUUGUAUGGAACCUCAUGAUUAGAGCUUAUUCAAAGUUACACAACUCCCAAGAAUCCAUUUUUCUUUUCAGUCAAAUGCUGACCUCUUCUUUGCCUGACAAGUACACGUUCACAUUCGUGCUCACUUCCUGUUCGCAUCAGAUAUCUUCACACCAUGGAGAAAUAUUUCAUGGGUUGGUGGUGAAAAAUGGGCUCGAGUCUGAUUUGUUUGUGGGCAAUGCGGUGAUUAACAUGUUUGCUGUUUUUGAAAGAAUGGAGGACGCCCGGAAAGUGUUUGAUGAAAUGUCUGAGAGAGAUGCUUUCACGUGGACUAGUCUUUUACGUGGGUAUGCGAAACGUGGAGAGAUUAGCAAAGCUUGUGAACUGUUUGAUGGGAUGCCAUUGCGCAAUGAAGUGUCGUGGGCUGUUAUGAUAUCCGGUUUUGUUGGCUGUGAGAGGCAUAUUGAAGCUCUCGAUUGUUUUCAUGACAUGUUGUAUGAAGGCAAGGUGAAGCCUAAUGAGGCUAUCCUUGUUUCAGUUCUGUCUGCUUGUGCUCAUCUUGGUGCUUUAGAUCAAGGGAAGUGGGUACACAAAUAUAUAGAUGCUACUGGAAUCUCAUUUAGCAAUAAUAUAGUUACUGCUCUAAUUGAUAUGUAUGCAAAGUGUGGAAAAAUAGACCGAGCAAACCAGGUUUUUUGUAGAAUUCCCAAACGGGAUGUCUUUAACUAUACAAGCAUGAUCAAUGGUUUAUCAAUUCACGGACGUGGUAAAGAUGCUGUUCAAGUUUUCAUUCAAAUGUUGGUGGAAAAUGUUAUGCCCAAUGGCAUUACAAUUCUAGGACUACUAAAUGGAUGUAGUCACUCAGGUUUAGUAGAUGAGGGUUCUUCAGUUUUCUUCCGUAUGGAAAGCUCAUGGGGAAUCACUCCUAAGAUAGAACACUAUGGGUGCUAUAUUGAUUUACUUGGCCGCGCUGGGCAUUUGGAAAGGGCGUAUGAAGUUGUCAAGAGUAUGCCAAUGCAACCUGACAUAGUUAUAUGGAGGUCUUUGCUGAGCGCUUGUAAAAUCCAUCGUGAUGUCAAACUAGGGGAGCGAAUUUCAAGGCAGAUUGAGCUGUUAGACCAUAAUGGACAAAGUGAAGGCAAGGUGCUUCUCUCAAAUUUGAAUGCCUCUCUUGGUAAAUGGGAGAGAGUUGCAGAACUGAGACAUUUGAUGGGUGAGAAAAGAAACCAGUCCAGCCCGGGGCAUAGCUUGAUUGAAGUCAAUGGAGUAAUUCACGAGUUUCGAGUUGCCGACCGAUCACAUCCUCGGAUUGCACAGAUUCAAGAAAAGUUAAGUGAAGUUCUGAAACGGGCUCAAUUAGGAGGCUAUAAUUCUAAUACAAGUCAAGUUUCCUUUGAUUUGAGUGAAGAAGACAAAGAGCAAGCAGUCACAAACCAUAGUGAGAAGUUAGCCGUGGCUUUUGGGCUAAUGAGUACCGAGCCUGGGACUUCAAUUAGGAUUGUUAAAAAUCUAAGGACAUGUGAUGAUUGCCAUUCAGCUUUGAAGGCCAUAUCCCUAGUUUAUAAGAGAGAAUUAAUCAUCAGAGACCGUUCUCGUUUCCACACUUUCAAAGAGGGGACAUGCUCAUGCAAUGAUUAUUGGUAGUUUUCACUUUUUGUAAUAUAAUCAAAUCCAAGUUGAAUGAUUAUUACUGAUAUGAGAAUUACCAUGUCUGAGGCUGCUUCUUAUGUACCAAGCUGGAAAGUUAUUUCAGAAAAUAAUAAGAUUUUAUCCAUUGAGGUUAUAAAAAGGAACUACUGUAAAGGCUAGAAUAUUAAGAAAGUAUAUACUGCAUCUCGAAGCAAUGAUCUAAAAUUUCAGGUGAUGUGUUCAGAAUACAGACAACUCUUACGUGAUGCUAUAAGUUUGUUCAACAGUGGCAAACAUCAGAUGGCCCGCAGGAAAGAUCAUUAUGUAUUAUUGUUGGAAUCUGAAGAGACCCAAAUGCAUAAUUGACAGAAGUUUCAUGCUUAGAAAAAGCUCUCUGGUGAGCUGGUCUGGAUUGUCUUACUCUAAAAAAGUUGCCCAUUAAGUGGAGCAAUAUUCCUAAAGUGAUAAAGUUAAUAACAAAUGAAAUGGAAAAAGGGAAAUAGAGGCAAAAAAGAUGGUAUCUUUAGCUAUGUUAGCCUCUGUUUUUCUUGCUCCUGGAUGCUGAAGGCAAGAAAGAGGAAUAUUAUAAAGGAGAAAACAAAAUGGCACGGGUAUGAGAAGUUUCUGCUACUUCCAGCGCACUAAAAAAAGAUCUUUUUGAUGGUGUCUCUCACUCUCUUACUCUAUAAAAGGUCAAAAAAGCAGUAGUACUACAAUUCUAAUGAUUGAUUACAGGUAAUCUUGCUAAUUUUAUGGCUCUCUUUUCUGCUAAAAAAAGCAUACUUUGUGCUAAUGAAUGCGUUAUAUAUCAUGCAUUAUGAAGAUAAAUUCUCAUACUACUUUUUCUUUAGGGCUCUGCCGUUUUGUCCAUCAUGACUGCGUGCAUGCAUGAUAGACACCUUUUCUUCUAAUUAUUAUUACUAUUCACUUUUUUAUUAUUAUUAUUAUUUUAAUUCUUACUGCACUAUCAAUAAGAUAUUUGUGGCUUUCAUAUGAUAUUUGGCACUAGGCUUAGCUGAAACAAACUUCGCAGUGUUUACUGAGUUUUCUUGGAAAUAAAAAACUGACAAAGGCUUCCUAUGACAUGUUAUACGGUUAUUUGAUAAAAUUUAAUGUCUAGUCCCACUUAUUCCAAUCUAAAUUAGAAUAUAUGAAAAUUCUAUUUAAUUACACCAAUAAUAAUAUAUCAUGUUAUACUAUGUUGGGCACUAUAAGGUACCUUGUAGCAAUACUUGAGUAACUAGAGGCAUUAUUUAUGA